UGUCACCACCGUGCGUGUCCCUGUGUGUCGGUGUCGGGAUGCUCGGCGGGCUCCGUUGGCGUCGGCGGAGCAUGGAGCGUGGGCAUGAUGCCCCGCUGGCCCCCGCGAGCACCGGCCCCCGGGGACAAGCCCGCACCCCGCGGCUGCUGCUGCUGCUGCCCCUGCUGCUGCCCGCCUCGGUGGUCCAGGGGUCCCCGGACCCUCCCGGGGCAGGGACAGGGGCAGGAGGAGGAGGACUCGGAGGACUCGGGGGCCGCCCCCGGGCCGGGGUCCCGCUGCUCAGCACCUCCUUCGUCCUCAAAGGGGACGCCACCCACAAUCAGGCCAUGGUCCACUGGACGGGACACAACAGCAGCGUGAUUUUGAUCCUUACCAAGUAUUAUCACGCCGAUAUGGGGAAGGUCCUGGAGAGUUCUUUGUGGAGGUCAUCAGACUACGGGACAUCAUAUACCAAACUGAAUCUGCAGCCAGGGAUCGCCGCCGUCAUCGACAAUUUCUAUAUCUGUCCCACGAACAAAAGAAAGAUCAUCCUCGUCAGUUCUUCUCUGAACGAACGGGACCAGAGCCUCUUUCUGAGCACGGAUGAAGGGGCGAGCUUUCAGAAACAGCUCAUCACAUUCUUUGUGGAAACUUUGAUCUUCCAUCCAAAAGAGGAGGAUAAAGUCCUGGCCUUUACCAAGGAGAAUAAGCUUUAUGUAUCCACCGACCUGGGAAAAAAAUGGAGUCUUCUUCAAGAACACGUGACCAAAGACCAUGUGUUUUGGUCGGUGGCUGGGGUGGAUGAAGACCCGGAUUUGGUUCAUUUGGAGAUCGAGGAGCCAAGUGGAGGUUUCCGCUACGUCACCUGUCCGAUUCAGAAUUGCUCCGACAAAACAGUGACCACCACGUUUUCCGACGACAUUGACCACGGAUCCCUAACUGUGCAGGAUGACUACAUAUUCUUUAAGGCGACAUCAGCCAAUCGGACCAAAUACUAUGUAUCUUACCGCCGCAAUGAAUUUGUCUUGAUGAAGUUGCCAAAGUAUACUUUGCCCAAGGAUGUACAGAUCAUCAGUACCGACGAGAGCCAAGUGUUCGUGGCUGUUCAGGAAUGGUAUCAGACGGAGACGUACAAUCUCUACCAGUCGGAUCCCCAGGGCGUCUACUAUGCGAUCGUGCUGGAGGACGUCCGGAGCGCCAAGCAACCCGAGGAGAAUGUGCUGAUCGAUAUUCUCGAGGUCAGAGGUGUGAAAGGAGUUUUUCUGGCCAACCAGAAAAUUGAUGGCAAGGUGACAACGCUGAUCACUUACAACAAAGGCCGGAAUUGGGACCAUCUCAGAGCCCCCCUCACAGACAUGAACGGGAAACCCACCAACUGCAAGCCCCCGGACUGCCACCUACAUCUCCACCUCCGCUGGGCUGAUAAUCCAUACGUGUCUGGAACAGUUCACACCAAGGACACCGCCCCAGGCCUCAUCAUGGGAGCAGGUAACCUGGGUUCUCAACUGGUGGAGUAUAAAGAAGAAAUGUACAUCACCUCUGACUGCGGAAAUAGCUGGAGACAGGUGUUCGAAGAAGAACAUCACAUUCUGUACCUGGACCACGGAGGGGUGAUUGUGGCCAUCAAGGACACCUCUAUCCCCCUGAAAAUACUCAAGUUCAGCGUCGACGAAGGCUACUCGUGGAGCACGCACAAUUUCAGCAGCACCUCGGUCUUUGUGGAUGGACUCCUAAGCGAACCAGGAGAUGAGAACUUAGUCAUGACGGUCUUUGGUCACAUAAGUUUCCGUUCGGACUGGGAGCUGGUCAAAGUGGAUUUCAGACCGACAUUCCCACGGGAGUGCAGUGAAGACGACUAUGAACCUUGGGAUCUCACAAACCUCCAGGGAGAGCAUUGUAUCAUGGGACAGCAGAGGAGUUUUCGGAAGAGAAGAGCAUCUUCCUGGUGUGUCAAGGGGAGAAGCUUCACGUCGGCCUUGACCUCGCGCGUGUGUGAGUGCGGCACCUCUGACUUUCUCUGUGACUACGGAUUUGAACGUUCGGCCUUUUCCAAACCGGAAUCCAGCAAGUGUUUUGCAAACUUUUGGUUUAACCCUGAAUCGCCCCCUGAAGAGUGUGUCUUAGGAGAGGCGUACGCCAGCAGCACAGGCUAUCGCAAGGUGGUGUCCACCGUCUGUGAGGGUGGCGUGGAUUUGCAGCAAAAGGUGGCCCAGCACCAGUGUCCGAUGAUGGCCCCCAGAGGACUCCGGAUUCACAUCAAGGGCGAGGCCUUGGCCGUCAGACCCGGCGAAGACAUCCUAUUUGUCGUCCGGCAGGAGCAGGGAGAUGUGCUCAACACCAAAUACCAGGUGGACCUGGGGGACGGGUUUAAAGCCAUCUACGUGAACUUGACCUUGGCCGGGGAAUCCGUCCGACACCGCUACGACAGAGCCGGCGUCUAUAGGGUCUCCGUCCGAGCCGAGAACGUGGCCGGCCACGAUGAGGCUGUACUCUUCAUCCAAGUCAACUCGCCGCUGCAGGCUCUGUACCUCGAAGCAGUUCCAGUCGUCGGGAGAAACCAAGAAGUGAAUCUCACAGCGGUCCUGCUGCCCCAGAAUGCUAAUUUCACAGUGUACUACUGGUGGCUCGGAGAUAACCUGCAGCCUUUCCUCUCGUUGGAGAGCUUCCUGGUGACCAGCUUCUCGGAGUCCGGGGAGGUCAGAGUGACCGUACAAGCCUCUUGUGGAAACACCAUGCUCCAGGAUUCCAAAAUCAUCAGGGUUUUGGAUCAAUUCCAAGUCCUGCCUCUGACGUUCACCAAACACCUGGACAUGUACAACCCCAACAUCCCAGAGUGGAGAAAAGACAUCGGACAAGUCGUCUCCCGCCUUCUGUCAAAGGUAACGGGUAUUCCCGAAGAAUCUCUGGUGACUGUGGUGAAACCAGGUCUACCCACCACAGCCACCUUGUAUGUGCUCCUCCCACCGCCCUCACCCAAGAGGAAACGGAGUGUGCCCGGUGAUAAGAGAAUUGCAGCCAUCAAGCAAGCUUUGAAUUCGCACAACAUCACUUUUUUCCUGAGAGGAAAAUUCUGGGUCUUGGUCACAUUAAGCAACUCAGAUUCAGCUUCGCAGAGAAGCGGAGGCAGUGGCGGCUACUGGGCUAUCGUGGUUCUCUUUGUCAUCUCUUUUUUCGCUGCUGGUGCGUUCAUCCUCUACAAAUUCAAAAGGAAAGUCCCGGGCCGGACGGUGUAUGCCCAGAUGCACAACGAGAAGGAGCAGGAGAUGACCAGCCCCGUCAGCCCCAGUGAGGACACGCAGAACAUUAUCCAGGGUGAGGAGUUUAUUGAUGAUGAUCUGGACACUCAGACACUAGGGAACGCAAGAGGGGCCUCUUCUGGGAGAGAGGGACGCAUGUCCAGUUCCAGAACUCCCUUAUUGCCGAUGCCAUUCAGUGUCCAGUCUCAGGCAAUCACUCAGGCGUGGUUCUGAGCAUUAACACGAGGGAGAUGCACAACUACCUGGUUAGCUGAUGUCCGUCGCCGGAAACCUGCGCGGAAGAGACUUCUCGAUUUUUUUUUUUUUCUCCCCGGGGAAGUCACUGAAUCUCAAACCUGGCCCUAACUGGCGUGGACGGGAGGUUUCCGAAGACAGCCGAGGAGCGUGUUUUCUACUACCUACCCCGCAAGAAGGAAAGCCCGCUGCCUUUUCUCGUGUGGACUGAGCGUUUGAUGUAACUUAGGAAGCCGAACCUCGGCCCCAGGCCCUCCCCGCUCCAUGUAUUCUAAUUUCUGUGUGUGCUCGUUCUGGGAGUGGUUUUCUUUUUUGUUUGUUUUUCUGAAGCAAGGUGCCCGUCGUGAUCGUCGUGGGUUUUUCCCACGUCUCUCUCCCGCCUGCCAAACUGACUUUGAACCCACUUGGAUUCAACAUCCACCCUGUCUUUCUUGAGAUGGCGGGAGAGGAAGUGUGAAAGUAGGAACCCGUUAGCUCUCUUGGGGAGGGUGCAGAGGGGCCUGUGACCAUGUCUGUAUCCUUCAGCUAGGCCCGGGGACACUCAUUACGGGGUCUCGCCCUUGUCAUUGUAACGGGCCCUCACUGAAACAGAAACAACCCCCUCGUCCCGCCUGGCGAUAGCACCAGUUAUUGCUGUUGGAGGAUUCUGAUCCCCCUGCCCCUCCGCCCAAGUCUUUUUAAACUUCAGAUCGUGUAAAUACCGCUUUAGGUAGUUCUCGGGUAAUUUUUGGAACUCUCACUAUGGCAGGGGGGUCCCCAAUCCCCGGACACCCCACAGUCCUCAGACAGAGGCCUUCACCCAAGGGAGUGGAAUCAAGCGUCCCAGGUCCCAUUGAGGGACGACCCCGCCGUUCAGGGAGACUUGGAGCUCCCCACCAGAUCUGAUCUAAAUUGGGGAUUUGUUCACUUCCCUCCAUGGUCUUUUCCCACCCAGAAGUGGGAUGGUGAUGGUGGAAAGAGGGAGUUGGUGAGGCCUGGGCUACACUUCCUCCUCCUGGCUACCGGUGGGGUGUUUCUACGAGGCAAGACCGUCGUUCAGUUAAUGGAACAGACCCCCGCCCCCGGCUGGCUCUGAAUCUGCCCACACCUCCCUGCGCCUUUGAAAGAGAGGAAGUUUCCACUCGCUUCAAAGGGCCUGACGGUUUAUCCGGGAGUCCAGCUGGCAGACGAGGGGGGUAGUGAACUUUUCACCGUUUGCCUUGUAGCCAUGGCUCCUCUCGGUCACCAAAAUCCAGCUGGUGGCCAUCUUCUCCACGCUGCCUUCUUCAAGAGAGUGUUCUCGAACUCCUUAGGCGUCAGACACCAAGGACGACGAUGCCCGGACAGCAAGUGGCCUCGGAAAAGUUCUAUGCAUCACGUUGGCUCUUACGUAAGUCCAGGGACCCGAUGAAAGUGAGAAAAUUCGUCAUCGUCCACUCCUACCGGUCACCUGCCCCUCUUCUACUCCUCAGCCUUCCUCUCCCGGCUGCUGUUGCCAGUGCCGCCCCAGCCUAGGGGGCCAUCCCUUUAAGCACAAUCCAACGGGAAUGGACAGAAAGAAGCUUCCACACACUGAUAUCUCCCACAGGUUUAGUUCACCUCUGGGAUAUCGAAGGAAUUCCUGGCACUUGGCUCCUCUCAAAGCACUCAGGAAGCCAUCCAUGUGUCAGCUAUGAGAUCUCCCCUGGAUCCCCUUUACGCCCCAGGCAGGAAACCGCAAAGACCCCCACGGUGAUAUCAAGUCUUCCCCGAUAAUAAUAAUAAUG
Messenger RNA from Tachyglossus aculeatus (Australian echidna), 5215 nucleotides. It is a transcript of the gene SORCS2, whose product is annotated as sortilin related VPS10 domain containing receptor 2. Gene Ontology annotation, cellular component: membrane. Bases 39 to 3449 code for a protein of 1136 amino acids. The transcript is spliced from 28 exons. The record is from RefSeq and is a predicted model, not a curated record. Lineage: Eukaryota; Metazoa; Chordata; Mammalia; Monotremata; Tachyglossidae. Gene Ontology annotation, molecular function: protein binding.